Messenger RNA from Dunckerocampus dactyliophorus (ringed pipefish), 2034 nucleotides. It is a transcript of the gene tbp, whose product is annotated as TATA box binding protein. Lineage: Eukaryota; Metazoa; Chordata; Actinopteri; Syngnathiformes; Syngnathidae. Gene Ontology annotation, molecular function: DNA binding; RNA polymerase II general transcription initiation factor activity. Gene Ontology annotation, biological process: DNA-templated transcription initiation. The record is from RefSeq and is a predicted model, not a curated record.
AAAGCUUGAUCCUCCGGAAGUCACCGACGCGCUGGAGUUACUCUGAAAAUGACACGAACUACUUGUACAAGCUUAUAACAUUAAAUUUGUAUGGGGAUUUAUUGACAAACCGAAUACGCGGUAUAACUAUCAGUACGAACCAGGUGGAUAUUGGUUGACUUUACCAAAAAAAUAUUGUUUCUCCUGCUGGACACACCAGUGUGUGUGUGUGACUGCUCCCCCGGCGACUGUAAACUAACGUGACAAGUUAGAGCAAUGGAUCAGAACAACAGCAUACCAGCCUUUCAGGGACUGGCUUCCCCCCAGGGUGCCAUGACACCAGGUAUGCCGAUGUUCAGUCCCAUGAUGCCAUAUGGUUCAGGCCUGACACCUCAACCUGUGCAAAACACAAACAGCUUAUCUAUACUGGAGGAACACCAGAGACAGCAGCAACAGCAGCAACAGGCGGCACAACAAGCACAGCAGGCUAAUGCAGGUGACUUGAAUCCCUUCCAGCUUCAGAACACAACAGUUUUCAUUUCUGGAUCCCCUUCAAGAUUUGCUCGAGUACUUAACACUCCCCACCCCCAGGUUCCGGGAACAUCGGGGCAGACUCCUCAGCUCUUCCAUUCCCAGGCAGUCACAGGUUCAACCACCACUGCACUGCCAGGGAACACCCCGCUCUACAAUACUCCACUGACCCCCAUGACCCCCAUCACACCAGCUACGCCAGCCUCAGAGAGCUCUGGAAUAGUGCCACAGCUACAAAACAUUGUGUCGACAGUCAAUCUAGGCUGUAAACUGGACUUGAAGACCAUCGCAUUGAGAGCCAGGAAUGCAGAGUACAACCCAAAGCGUUUUGCUGCAGUCAUCAUGAGAAUACGAGAACCCCGAACCACAGCUCUUAUUUUCAGCUCUGGGAAGAUGGUCUGCACGGGAGCAAAGAGUGAAGAGCAGUCGAGGUUAGCAGCCAGGAAAUACGCUCGUGUCGUGCAAAAGCUGGGUUUUCCUGCAAAGUUUUUGGACUUCAAGAUUCAGAAUAUGGUGGGCAGCUGCGACGUGAAGUUCCCCAUUCGUCUGGAGGGUUUAGUACUCACGCAUCAACAGUUUAGCAGCUAUGAACCCGAGCUGUUUCCAGGAUUGAUUUAUAGAAUGAUCAAACCCAGAAUCGUCUUGCUCAUCUUCGUUUCCGGGAAGGUCGUACUAACAGGUGCAAAGGUGAGAGGAGAAAUCUAUGAAGCAUUUGAAAACAUCUACCCUAUCUUGAAAGGUUUCCGCAAGACCACGUAGAACUAACUACUUCCCCAGAUGUGGCCCUUUUCUUUGUUUUUCAUAUUUUUAAACGUUUCCCUUACAGGUGAACUGCUGUAACUACAGUUGUGCAGCUUUAUUAGUUUGGUUUUUUUUUUCAGAUCAUCAACAUGGCUAUGUUUUUAGUAUAGAUGUUCCCAAGUUUUAAUUUUUUAAUUCAUGCUCUUGUAAAUAAGCUUGAAAGGAAAAGCCGUGCGACAGUUCUGACUUUUUUUAAACAAUGGUCAAACAGUUUUAUAUAUUUCUAUUUUUUAUCAAUUUCUGCUCAGUUUGUGUUUGUUUUUUUGUUUUUACUGUUUAGGCUCUCAACUCAACUGGCAGAUUGAUUCGAUUGUUUGAAGUUUUCAGCGUUUGGUGUAAUUGAGUUGUCUUGAGUGCCACACUACGUCACAAUAAGUGGCGCACUUUUUGUCAGUAAUAUCCAUUUUUGCAGGCAAACAUGCACAAGUUACAUUUGUAAUAGUUGAACCGUUUUCAUUGAAUGUAAAGGUGAUUUGCACCCUCACCAGUAUGUUUUUGUCCAUUUUCUGAAGCGUUGAUGGCCACCCUCUGCGAACCAUGUUUUAAACAUUGGAUUGUGUGUCUGCACUUGACCCGAACAUGUUCUGUAAAAUCUUUAGCAGGUACAUUUUAAAUACCAGAAAUUGCUCUGACCAUGUUUGCAAAAGCAGUUCAAUGUUUUGAUAUUCAAAAUGCUAUUUGUCCAUGUUCUGCACUAUGCGUCAAUAAAUCUGUACAUACCGA